AUCGAAUGCAACAGUUCCAGUAGAGAGCUUCCAAGAAUUAUACGUUAAUCGGGUUCUAGUAGUUAGUACAGAUUUUAGAUUAAUUAAAACUGCGUCAUGUGGUGGAAAACUCUACCGUGUUGCUGCUGUCUUUUAAUAUUGUUAAUAUCAAACUGUGAUGAAGUGUUGGCAUUUAAAAUUCCCGAUGUUGAAUUUGAAAUAUUCAGAGACUCAGGAUUUGAAGUCUCCAUACCAGAUGAGCCUGGCCUACAACGAGUUUUCUAUAUGUUUCAAAUAGAUGACUUAUGUCCGGCUCUUAUGGACUAUAUUACGAAGGCCGUCAAUGGCAGUUGGGUAUCCAAACAAAAAGCCUGCGUCCAGAACAACGAUAAGCUUCACAUUUCAUUACUGGUUCAGUACAAUGAUCAGAUAUAUGAAAAAACAGAGACAAGGGUUAUCAUUAAUACACGUCUACUGACCACCAAGACCUCCCAAUCCAGAAGCAUAGCAUUUCCCUCUGGCGAGGGUGAGUGUGAGGCGUUCCUGAGCCCCCGAAAGGCAUCCCAGAAGUGCUUGCCAUCCCAAACCAUUGUAAAAAGUGGUCGUAAGGUCUGCCAGGGUGAACUGAUAUUUGAGGACAACUUUUCGGGAAUGCAUCUUAAUAGAAGCACCUGGAAGCAUGAUAUUCGGCAGCGUUUGUAUCAUGUCGAGGAGGAGCUGGUAGCCUUCGACGAUGCGCCCCGUAACUGUUUCCUAAAGGAGGGAGACCUCAACAUUGUUCCCAUUAUGGCCAGUGACGUUACCCAGGGCACGUUUAAUCUCGGAGAUCGCUGCACAGCCGUAGAGAGUCGGGAUCAGGAGUGCAGCAUAGCUCAAGGCAGUUAUUAUAGCAUUAAGCCUCCCGUUUUCUCAGCCCAAAUACACACCCGGAAUUCCUUUAGUUUUAAAUACGGAAAAAUUGAAGUUCGUGCAAAAUUACCCAAAGGAGAUUGGCUCUUUCCCUAUAUCAUGUUGCAACCGGUGUCAACAUUUGCGGAAACCCACUAUGCCAAACAAUUGAGAAUCGCCUUCGCCAGAGGCAAUGCUAAUCUAAGGAGCAAACAGAAUGAGGACAUCUCCGGCAAUCAUCUUUACGGUGGCAUGUUGAUCUGGCACCAUGGAAGAGCAGUUCAGUACCUUAGGGAUCGGAUUAGCACGACCCAUUAUGGCGAUGAUUACCAUAAUUAUUCCAUGAUAUGGCAACGUGAAAAGAUAACCCUGAUGGUAGACGAUGAGAUCUACGGUGAAAUUACUGAUGGAUUGGCUCUUUUCAACGAGAAGUGCUUUAUAAUACUGGGUGUUACGGUAGGAGGAUUUAUUAAUUUUGAUGAUGCAGUGUUGGAGAAAGAUGUGAAGCCGUAUAGAAAUACAGAACCCCGCGCCGCACUAUCUUUUUGGCAAAACAGGGACUUGUGGUCCUCUACUUGGGGCAAACAUAGUUCCAUGCUUAUAGAUUACGUGAGAGUAUAUGCCGAUUAAAACUUGAUCACAUUUUUCAGGAUAACAGUUUCUCUUAAAAAUAAAUACAUUUUUUAAAAGAAAAA
This is a messenger RNA of Drosophila bipectinata, 1562 nucleotides long. It is a transcript of the gene GNBP2, whose product is annotated as Gram-negative bacteria binding protein 2. Gene Ontology annotation, biological process: carbohydrate metabolic process. The record is from RefSeq and is a predicted model, not a curated record. NCBI's taxonomy places the organism in Eukaryota, Metazoa, Arthropoda, Insecta, Diptera, Drosophilidae. Gene Ontology annotation, molecular function: carbohydrate binding; hydrolase activity, hydrolyzing O-glycosyl compounds.